AUUGCAAAAUGCCAAGCAAAAUACUUUUUAAAGAGGAUUUGGAUUUGCUUGGUUAUAUUGAAGCGACAGAUGUGAACAGCUUUACCAAAGACGGACUUCAAGAAUUUACUAACCUUCUACACGCGGUAUUGGAAGAAUCGAAAUCUAAAGACAGUCCGAUUGAUGAAAAGGCUCACUUUGAACACAUUCGUGGGUUUGUUAAACAGCUUUGUGAUAAGCUUCCAGACGUGCAUUCAAUAUUUGAUGGAGUUGAUAUUCUUGACAGGGUCGAUAUGUUUUGCGAUUUAGCCGCAAGUGAUGGUGGCACUGGAAGUCGAGAGACAUCGCUGAUAAACUCAAAUGAAUUCGGUUACCUCUUACCAUUAACCAAUCUUUCAAAAUACAUCAAGAUUAUACAGAAAUUUUCGCCGGGUGCGAUUGAAUGUUUGAUAGAAGUAAAAGACGAUACGUCGAGAGAGAUGAUUCAAGAAGCAGCGAAAGAGUUCAAGGCGAUCUUCGUCUCCGAGAACAAAUAUGUGACGACAGUCAUAAGGGAUGCGUUGCACGGGGCAGUUCACAGAUGCCUGAAGAAAACUGAGGGAAUAACUUACAAAGGGAUUAAGGAAUUGGGGCCGAAUCGCAGAUCAUGGGAGUCAAUUUCAAAAUUGAUCCCAGGUCGAUCGAAGGAAGAUCAAAUGUUAUUGGAAUGCAUUUUGGAUGGAUACAAGGAACAAUAUGAUGAUAAACAUUUAAUAUCAUCAUUUGAGAAUAAUAAUUACAACCCGGAUCUCGCUGAAAAUGAAGUGAUAUUGGAUAAAUAUCCCCACGGACCAUGCGUGCGCAUAAGGAUAGGCGGGAAGCACUGCACUGUGGAUGUUGACCUGGGCUUCUGUCUCUCAGACGCCAACUCCAAAACAGCCGAUGGUUGCUAUGUUGCUCUCCCUUUCGAAAAGAGAACGUCGCCUCAUAUGAAAGCAUGGACUCUGUCACGGUAUUACAACACCGCCAUUCUAACGCCAAGGCACCGCCUCGUAUUAAAGUUUCUGAAGUGCAUACUGUUUGAAAUUCAGCUCAUCCCGGACGUAACGACAUACGACUCGAACGCUCUUACACAAUUGGUUCGAAAACAUCAGAAAGCGUGUACAAAUAAAGAGCUGGCCAUGGGACAAGAGGAUGGGAAAGUAUCGCUCGAUGCGGCUACGGGAUCAUGCCUAUUAGAUGUUCUAUUCCGUGUGUUCGAGAUAGCUAAAGUGAAAUUCGAUGGCAGUGUAAAGGUCAAAGGAGAUGAUUACUCUUUGGAGGAUGACGACUUUACAAGUACCGCUGCGAUUCCUGACCACUUGGACAUGCUAGCACUGUUGUACAGAAUGGUGUUUGGUAUUUUGAAGUCCAAAGCAGCCUCACCGCAUAGAGAAUUUCUCACGAAAAAUCGCUGGGAUAUAAUACGUGAUAUUCGUUCAGACUUUCAAAGAUAAAUUAUAAACCAUCGUAAAUGACUGAGCUUGAAAGUUAUCAAAAGAAGGAAAUGCAGAGAUAAUCGACGUGCCUAGCAGUGAGCGAAUUACGAUAUCAGUAUCACCAUGACAACACUAUUGCCAUAGAAACAAUUCACUAAGUGACUCCCAAUGACAUAUCCUCAGUUGUAGGACAUUGUAAAUCUACUAACAUAGCGUGGUUUCAAAACUAAGUGGACUAUUGGGGCAUGCACAGCAUACGUUCACUGCAGCAAGACUCAAUUUUGCAUCUCCUGCGGGAUAUUUGCUGCUUAUUUAGAUUUCCAAAAUAUAUCAUUGGCAUAGUACACUGAGUAAAGACAAACCAUCCAUUGCUCAUUUAAUCAGUGUUUAGUUGUGUUAUUAGUGUUUCAAGUUGUUUUUU
Messenger RNA from Owenia fusiformis, 1857 nucleotides. NCBI's taxonomy places the organism in Eukaryota, Metazoa, Annelida, Polychaeta, Sabellida, Oweniidae. The record is from the annotation of a GenBank genome assembly.